Messenger RNA from Pyrenophora tritici-repentis Pt-1C-BFP, 1224 nucleotides. Lineage: Eukaryota; Fungi; Ascomycota; Dothideomycetes; Pleosporales; Pleosporaceae. The record is from RefSeq and is a predicted model, not a curated record.
AUGUUAACAAAUGGCGACAAUGUAUGUGCAGGCGCUGCCAGUGAUCGACUGAGUAAAUUACCAGACGAACUACUCCUUCAAAUCUUCGAGGCAGUGGGGCGCAUCGCCAGGCGGGACCUGUGCAAUGUGUCGCGGGUCAACAAGAAAUGCCACCGCCUCAGUGAUGCGAUUCUUUACAAGAGCAUUCUAUUCGAGACACCGGAGCUGCAUCUUACUUUCAAACUAUCGCAGCUAGCGCUCGAUGCGCCUGUGCAUGGUUCCUACCUGGAUCCCCAACGCUCAGACAGCCUCUCGCGGACCUUGUCCAUAAUGUCAAAUCUGGAAAAACUUGACAUAUCAGUGCCCGACGUGCUGCUACGCGGAAUCGGAACCUUGUUCAACGGCCCUUUUGACCUUGCUUGCCUCAAGACAUGUUCGCUCUUCUACCAAAGCGCAAAUGACGCAUACUGGGACCUCCGCGAAAACAUCCACAUCUUCGCACACCCUACCCUGGAAAUGCUAACGAUCCGGAGAGCGAAACUAGAUGAAAGAGGCUUCGACCAUAUCGAGCGACCACACCAAACCGCACUCAAGAAGCUUCACCUCAUCGAAUGCGACAUCAACGACGACUCACUUGGCGAUCUUCUUGAACUUCCUUCCGCGCUCGAGGAGUUCGUCAUGACGCAGACUGAAGAGCCGGAACCGGAAUUAGAAGAAAGCUCCGAUAAUGUUGGCGAUUACAUCUUAGCCGCGCAGUCUCAGGCGGAGUUUUUGACUAGCAUCACCAUCGACCACCCCACCCUCACAGGCAGAAAGGUCCUCCGAAUGCGCGAAUUCGCCGCACUCAAGACACUCCGGCUAAAUUGGGACUACCAACUCUUUGGUAAAUCGUCUAAGAAACCGCGCCUGCACUCCGUUGGUUUACCGCCUGUCAUGGAAACGCUCGAACUCUUCAAUGAACUGGGUAGCGAUGCUGAGGUUACGGAUCUUUUACUGGCGACGAUCGAGCAGAAGAGUAUUGUGGCGAGAAAUUGGAAGACGAUGGUCGUUGUGGAGGGUGAGAAUGGGGUGUCGAGAGAAAUUAAGGAUGCAUGUAAACAGGCGGGAUUGCAGUUGGAUAUCAUUGGGGCUGUGGAUGAGGAUAGUGAUGAGGAGGAGGAGGAGAAUGAUGAUGAGGAGGAAGAGGAUGAUGACGAUGACGAUGAUGACGAUAGCGAAGAUGAAGAUGAAGACGAAGAUGAUUAG